CAUUUGCAUGUUGUGGUGCAUCGUAUAUUAACAAUUUGCGUAUUUUUUUUAAAUUAAAUUAGAUAAUAUUUACAGCAGUUUUGUCCGUAAAAUCCAUUUUACUAGGAAAUUGGGUAGAUUUAAUGUUAUUAAAUCAAUAAUAACGGUCUGCAGCUUUGCUCGAAAUGAAUUACACGAGUAGAUCAAUAGGAACGGGAUCGGGAGGAGGUGUAAGCAAUUCUUCUCUACCUCUUAAGUAAAUGCUGCAUGCAUCUAGACGUUCAGGUAAGUUUAUAAUACGAUUUCUCCUCAAAUCUCAAAGGAUAUUUUAAAAUUAUUAAACGAAAUUCGUGCAUCACUAAAGCUUAAAAACUAUAUGUGGAUGGGUUAAGUUACCCAAAUCAAACGUCGAAUCUAUACUCAUCCUUUGAAGACCGGUGUCUAUCGAUUAUUUCUGUUAACAGCACUCCAGAAAUUUCUGCAGCUCACCGUUCUAACUAAAUUAAGAAUCUUCUACACCAGAUUAUAGUUUAAUUGGCAUUCAGAUCGAAGGAAUUGAUUACUUUAAUCAUUUUUUCCCUUAUUUCUUACGGGUUUAAUUAAGUAUAUAAUGACCCGCUACACGGUGUCGAUUUUGCUGGGUGCGAUAUUCGUGAUGGAUCUAGCUAUCACCGGUGAUGCAGCGAGAGCUAGAAGAAUAUGCAGGAUUAGGAGACCGAAUAGAAAGGGUUCUCCUAUAACCAUUUUCGAUACGCAUCCAUGUUGGAAGGAAUACUAUGACAAUUCUAAUGGUGUUGAAAUAACUAAAGCAUCUCAUUUUGAUUACGAGUUUUUACUUGGACAUAAAAUUGUUUUCAUAUGUGAAGCAAAAGGAGAUCCACAACCAAGAAUUAACUGGUUUAAGGAUGACAUCAAACUCUAUGUACAUCCUUUUAUAAAGAUUACGGAAUGGCAGCUGAAAAACAAACACAUCAAAAGCAAAUUACAGAUAACACCAGCUCGUCAGAUGGAUUCGGGGAUGUACGAUUGUCAAGCCGAUAAUAAAUACUCGAUCGACAGUAGAAGUUUUAAAGCAGAUUUCAGUACAAUUAGUAAAUAAAUUCGAUUUAACGAAAUUAACUUCUGGUAUGUAAUCAGAAGAACAGAGAAUAUGAAUGUUCCUUCAUAUUUUUUAAAAAGAAAUCUGUAUUAAAUAACUAUUAAUAUC
Molecule: messenger RNA, 1186 nt
Organism: Centruroides sculpturatus (bark scorpion)
Lineage: Eukaryota; Metazoa; Arthropoda; Arachnida; Scorpiones; Buthidae
Product: immunoglobulin domain-containing protein oig-4-like
Exons: 3
Coding region: 590-1078 (162 amino acids)
Source: RefSeq, a predicted model, not a curated record